This is a messenger RNA of Fraxinus pennsylvanica, 498 nucleotides long. The record is from the annotation of a GenBank genome assembly. NCBI's taxonomy places the organism in Eukaryota, Viridiplantae, Streptophyta, Magnoliopsida, Lamiales, Oleaceae.
AUGGACGGUGGAAAUGAGGGAUCUCCACUUUUACGAUCACAGACCACCGUCGAUCUGAGUCGGAACGAUGAGGCAGUGGCGGACCUGACGGGAAAAAUUCAUCAGCUACCAUGCUGCAUCAAGUACGAAGGUUCUACCUCCGUUUCUGACUAUUUCAAGCCCAAAUCCUCUGGCAUGGAAGUGGAUGGGUUAAGAGUGGAGGAAGCAUACUUCAGAGGAAGGAAAUUACAUGGCACAACUCUUCCCCUUCCAGACGGCUAUUCUGGUUUCAUCUUAGGAAUGAAAAGUUAUGAUGAGAACACUAAUACUGAAACUUCAUAUUGCUGGGAGGCAAAUGCAAAGUUUCAUAAUAUAACAGUAUGGAAUCAUGACAGCCUUCCUUCUAAUGAUGAUGCAUUCUUGCGCACCUUUCACUGGUUUGCUGUUUCGAAAGCACUGCACCAAGAAGUCAAUGACGUAGAUUUGGAAUCCCUUCCAGUCGAUCAGGACCUGGUGUAA